Molecule: messenger RNA, 503 nt
Organism: Lolium rigidum
Lineage: Eukaryota; Viridiplantae; Streptophyta; Magnoliopsida; Poales; Poaceae
Exons: 4
Coding region: 78-503 (141 amino acids)
Source: RefSeq, a predicted model, not a curated record
AUGCACCGGAUUUGCCCUCUUUCAGUGGCAGUGUGCAUUGUGGUCAAGACGUUUUCAGGCUUGGAAGAGAUGACCAUAUGAAUUUAAGGAUAACCCACGGUAGGGUGGAACAUCAGAAUCCAAGAAGUAAUCAGAGGCAUCACUACAUGUACUUUUUCCAUCAAAAAGAUGAUUCUCUUUCCCAUCCAAAAAAUGACUGUUACCUUCCCGAUAAAAAAAAUGAUGAUUAUCUGUGUGAUGACGAUGGAUGGUCCAUCAUUGAUUUGGAUGGGAAGAUCGUUGGACUGGUUAACAAGCAUCUUAGGCUUAAGAAGUCUUUGAUACCUUCUUGUAUCUUGGAUAAAUGCGUGGAUUUGUGGUCUGAGUUUCGGUGCAUCCCUCGGCUCCAUCUAGGGAUGAAAUUUUCUUCCAUCAAGCUUCUUGAUCCAACACAUAUUGACAAGAUGUGGCGUAUGUAUAAAAUUAAGGACGGACUUAUUGUUCAAGAGGUGUCAAAAGAAUAG